Molecule: messenger RNA, 1021 nt
Organism: Gracilinanus agilis (Agile Gracile Mouse Opossum)
Lineage: Eukaryota; Metazoa; Chordata; Mammalia; Didelphimorphia; Didelphidae
Product: all-trans-retinol dehydrogenase [NAD(+)] ADH7-like
Exons: 6
Coding region: 1-885 (294 amino acids)
Biological process (GO): retinol metabolic process; retinoic acid metabolic process
Cellular component (GO): cytosol
Molecular function (GO): zinc ion binding; all-trans-retinol dehydrogenase (NAD+) activity
Source: RefSeq, a predicted model, not a curated record
AUGAUCCUUUGUCUUCUAGGAGACAAGGUUAUCCCACUCUGUCUCCCACAGUGUGGAAAGUGCUCUUCUUGCAUAAACCCCAAUGGCAAUUUCUGUGUGAAGACUGAUAUUACAGGUAAGGGAGUAUUGUCUGAUGGCACAAGCAGAUUUACCUGCAAAGGGAAGCCGGUCCAUCACUUCUCCAGCACCAGUACCUUCACUGAGUACACAGUGGUGGAAGAAAUUGCAGUUACCAAAAUCGAUGCCAAUGCUCCACUAGAGAAGACUUGUUUGAUUGGCUGUGGAUUCUCCACUGGUUAUGGGGCUGCAAUGAAGACUGCCAAGGUCACCCCUGGAUCUACUUGUGCUGUCUUUGGGCUGGGAGGAGUCGGCCUCUCAGUUAUUAUAGGCUGUAAAGUUGCUGGUGCCUCCCGGAUCAUUGGAGUUGACCUUAACAAAAAUAAAUUUGAGAAAGCCAAGGCUGUAGGAGCCACUGAAUGCAUCAGCCCUAAGGACUAUACAAAGCCCAUCAGUGAAGUACUGAAGGAAAUGACUGGCGAUUCUGUGGGGUAUACCUUUGAGGCCAUUGGGCUCCUCGAAACCAUGACCGAUGCCCUGGCUUCCUGCCAUAUGAGUUAUGGGACCAGUGUGAUAGUAGGUCUUCCACCAUCAGUUACAAUGUGCACCUUUGAUCCAAUGCUGUUGUUUACCGGACGCACCUGGAAAGGAAGUACUUUUGGAGGUUGGAAAAGCAAAGAUGACCUCCCCAAAAUAGUGACUGACUUCUUGGCAAAGAAAUUUGACUUCGAUGAAUUAAUAACCCAUGUUUUACCUUUUUAUGAAAUUGAAGAAGGAUUUAAUCUGCUCUACAAAGGAGAAAGCAUUCGAGCAGUGCUGGUGAUGUGAGCUCCUAAGGAACAGGAGGUACACAGGGAUCCUUCCCAGAUUCUUUCUGUGAAAUUUUGCUUUCAUAUAAUAACAACAGAGCAUGUACACCUCUCUCCUAUGGGACAAGCACAAAACAAAAAUCAAGUUUGUUGGA